AUGUAUAACGAUCCUGGAAAACCGCCGAGGCCGCCGACGAUUGAGCAAACGGGGCGUAAGAGAAAAAGUAAUGAUCCAAUCAAUGUAGAUGAUGAUGAUGGUGAAGAAAGGCCGCCAAAGAUAACGAUAAUUAGGGAUACUUUUGUCCAAGUUACUCCAGAAGAGUUUAUGACCAAGGUUCAACAGUAUACAGGGAUGCCGCCAUCGCAACCACAACCAACGCCACCUCCGCCGCCGCCACCAAAACCACAGCCACCUCCGCCUCCGCCGCCACCACGACGAUAUAUUAACUACCAAGAAAUCAAAAUUGAUAAAAUCUUGGAGGAGUGUGGACAUGACCCGAAUGCAUCGGUUGGACAUCGCCAAUCGCAGCCGGUUCAACAAGGAUCCAUUUCGGUUGGACUUCAAAGCUCUACUGCAACGUUCGGAAAUCAAGGUUCGCCGUUGACUACUGGACAAUAUGGCUCGGCAUUGGUUGGACAAGACUUAGCGACGCCAAUUGCAAGUCAAGGGUCAACCUGGAUUGACCCAUUUGACUUGACAUCGGUUGAACAAGUUGUACAUGGACAAGGCUCGGCCGCGUCAUCUGGUCAACUCUCUACGCCGGUUGAACAUCAACAAGUCUCGCCUCCAAUUGAACACCAAGUAGUCCCGCCGCCGGUUGGACAUCAAGUAGUCCCACCGCCGGUUGGACAACGCUUGGCAACCAAUAAUAAUGGUGAUAGUGACGAGUUUGAUAAGAUGAUAGAGGAAUGGUUGGCCGAACGCCCCUAG
This is a messenger RNA of Chenopodium quinoa (quinoa), 774 nucleotides long. RefSeq names its product WAS/WASL-interacting protein family member 3-like. The transcript has a single exon. Bases 1 to 774 code for a protein of 257 amino acids. Lineage: Eukaryota; Viridiplantae; Streptophyta; Magnoliopsida; Caryophyllales; Amaranthaceae. The record is from RefSeq and is a predicted model, not a curated record.